Tripterygium wilfordii is the source of this 2525-nucleotide messenger RNA. RefSeq names its product protein ENHANCED DISEASE RESISTANCE 2-like. Bases 14 to 2284 code for a protein of 756 amino acids. Gene Ontology annotation, molecular function: lipid binding. The record is from RefSeq and is a predicted model, not a curated record. The transcript is spliced from 22 exons. Lineage: Eukaryota; Viridiplantae; Streptophyta; Magnoliopsida; Celastrales; Celastraceae.
UACGCGCACCAAUAUGGUUUGCUUUGGGGGAGGGAAACAAACAGAGAAUAAACAGAGUGGGAGAGGAAGAGUAGUGAGAAAGAUGUAUGAGAACGAGAACGAUGGGAGGAUGGAGGGAUGGCUGUAUUUGAUUCGUUCUAACCGGAUUGGAUUGCAGUACUCGAGAAAACGGUACUUCGUUCUUCAAGAUCACGUCCUCAGGAGCUUCAAAUCAAUGCCUGUUUCUAAUGAUAAGGAUCCUGUCAGAAGUGCAAUUAUAGAUUCCUGCAUUCGAGUUAUGGACAAUGGGAGAGAGAGCAUUCAUAGAAAAGUUUUCUUCAUAUUCACGCUUUAUAAUACUUCUAAUCACAAUGAUCAAUUGAAGCUGGGAGCAAGCAGUCCUGAAGAAGCAGCAAGGUGGAUUCAUUCCUUUCAGGAAACAGCCUUGAAGGGUGCUCCCAACCCAGGAAAUAAUGCUGGUUGUUCGAAGAGCAGCUGGCAGUCCUUUAGAUUGAGUGGCUUCGCUAGGGAAAAUCCCUCAAAUUCAAUAGAUUGGACUCUUUGUUCUUCCACUCGCAUUGAUCCCUUGACAUCUGAUGUUGUUGCACCUUCACGAUGGACUAUCUUUGGGUGUCAGAAUGGUCUUCGUCUAUUUAAAGAAGCGAAGUACAGGGAUUCUCAUGGGAAGUGGGAUGAUCAUCCGGCAAUAAUGGCUGUGGGUGUGGUUGAUGGAACAUCAGAAGCCAUUUUUCGAACACUUAUAUCCCUUGGUCCCUCAAGAUCAGAAUGGGACUUCUGUUUUCUCAAAGGGAGUGUGGUUGAGCACCUUGAUGGUCACACGGAUAUUAUUCACAAACAGUUAUAUAGUGAUUGGUUACCAUGGGGAAUGAAACGUAGAGACCUUCUUUUGCGACGCUAUUGGCGAAGGGAAGAUGAUGGAACAUAUGUUAUCCUCUACCAUUCGCUGUUUCACAAGAAGUGUCUGCCGCAGAAAGGCUAUGUCCGUGCCUGCCUUAAAAGUGGCGGAUACGUUAUAUCUCCUGUGAGCCAAGGCAGACAAUCAGUGGUAAAGCACAUGCUUGCUAUUGAUUGGAAAUGCUGGAAAUCGUAUCUUAAACCUUCCUCGGCUAGAUCUAUUACUAUCCGAAUGCUUGGGAGAGUAGCUGCAUUGCGCGAGUUGUUUAAGGCAAAACUAGGAAAUUGUCAUUCCUCUGAUCCAUCACGGGAGUUGGCCAGAAGUUUUAGGUUGGACCAAGGUGAAGAGGCAUGCAAGGUUAAUGGCCAAAUACUGCCUGCGGAGGGGAACACUAAGGAAUCUGUAAGUGUGGAGUUGGAUAGAAAGCCUUCAGACCAUGCAAGCCUUGUUGGCUUAAAUGAUGCUGCUGAUGAGUUUUUUGACUUUCCCGAACCAUCUGACUAUGACCAUUCAGAAGAUGGUUGGACUUAUGAGCAUGUUUCAGAUAUUCACUCUCAGGAUACUCGUCCACCAAAGUUAUCGACAGCUGCUGGUUUUGUCAAGAAGUUGCAUGACCUUGCAGUUCAGAAGAGAGGUUACAUGGACUUAGUUCAAGAUAUGGCAAGGGAAGACAGUAUUUCAUACUGCUAUGGGACCACUCUUCCUAAAGAUCCUACCUGUUCAGUACCUUCCAGUUGGGCAAUGGCUGAUCCUUCCAGCUUUUUAAUUCGUGGAAAGACUUACCUUAAAGACCGUCUAAAGGUCAAGGCAAAGGGCACGUUGAUGCAAAUGGUUGCUGCAGACUGGCUUAGAUCUGACAAGCGAGAAGAUGAUCUUGGAGGUCGUCCUGGGAGCAUUGUUCAGAAAUAUGCAGCACAGGGUGGACCAGAGUUCUUCUUUAUUAUAAACAUACAGGUCCCAGGUUCAACAACAUAUAGCCUUGCACUAUAUUAUAUGAUGAAUUCACCCGUGGAAGAUGCCCCAUUGCUGGAGAGCUUUAUCAAGGGAGAUGAUGCUUAUAGAAAUUCAAGGUUUAAGCUCAUACCUUACAUAUCUAAGGGCUCAUGGAUAGUAAGGCAGAGUGUGGGCAAGAAAGCAUGCCUGAUAGGUCAAGCUUUGGAAAUUAAUUAUUUUCAUGGAAAGAACUACCUGGAGCUUGGGAUUGAUAUUGGAUCAUCAACAGUUGCAAGGGGUGUGGUUAGUCUUGUUCUUGGUUACCUCAACAAUUUGGUUAUUGAAAUGUCAUUUUUGAUUCAGGCUAAUACUCAAGAGGAACUUCCAGAGUACCUACUGGGAACCUGCCGGCUUAAUCAUCUAGAUGCCGCUAAAUCAAUUUUGUUGAGACCAUGAUAUCUUUCAAUCAUGUGUCACUUGGUGAAGACUCAACCGGAAGUUGGGUUUGCAUAGUCUUCAAAGAUAAAUCACAUCGAGGGUCAUGGUAGGAUGUGUAUGCUCCAACUUGCGAAAGGUCGAUUCUUUUAUUCAAUCAGAUUAAUAUUUUUAUAUACGGCUUGUAUAUAUCACUAGGAUGGAAGAAGACCCAUUGUUGUAAAGACGAUGUUGUUAAUUAGUGAUCAAUUAUCAUUCGGUA